Populus trichocarpa (black cottonwood) is the source of this 2704-nucleotide messenger RNA. Its product is annotated as pentatricopeptide repeat-containing protein At2g15980. The record is from RefSeq and is a predicted model, not a curated record. The coding region runs from base 123 to 1703 and encodes 526 amino acids. Lineage: Eukaryota; Viridiplantae; Streptophyta; Magnoliopsida; Malpighiales; Salicaceae. The transcript has 3 exons. Gene Ontology annotation, molecular function: protein binding.
UCAAAUCCACUGGGAACAAGUGAGUAUUAAUUAACUUCCCUGUUUAUAAAACUAUAAUUUGUUAAAAAAAAAACAAAUUCCGGCUUCCAGCAUAGCCUACGGUAGUCGAUGCUUUCCCUGCAAUGCCACCACUCCUCAAACGCUUCCUCCACCAUCCACCUCUACCACCACCACCACCAACCUACUCUCUCCCCUUCUCCACCACCACGUCUCCACCACCCAACCAUCACUCCCCUCUAACCACUGCUAUCAUUUCCCUCCUCACUCACCACCGUUCCAAAUCCCGCUGGUCCCACCUCCGCUCUCUCCUUACUACCACCACCAGCACCCCCCUCGCCCCUGGUCAUUUUUCCCUAAUCACCCUCAAAUUAAAAUCAAAUCCCCAUCUUGCCCUCAGCUUCUUUCACUUCACCCUCCACAACUCCUCUCUUUGCUCUCACAAUCUCCGCUCCUAUGCCACCAUCAUUCAUAUCCUCUCCCGGGCCCGCCUGAAGGCCCAUGCCCAGGAAAUUAUUCGGGCCGGACUCCGGUCGCAGAUUUUGUUUAAUAAUGAUGAGGAUGCCUUUGCUGAGCAGACAGGACUGAGCAGGGUGGAACAGGAUUGUGAAGGACACAGGGGCCCCAGGUACCACCUGCUAAAAGAAGUGAGAUUUUUUGAAGUUUUAGUGAAAAGUUAUAGAGAGUGUGAUUCAGCUCCAUUUGUGUUUGAUUUGUUGAUAAAAUCUUGUUUAGAAUUGAAAAAGAUAGAUGGGUCUAUUGAGAUUGUGAAGAUGUUAAGGUCUAAAGGGAUUAGUCCAUCAAUUAGUACUUGUAAUGCUUUGAUUAGUGAGGUUUCAAGGUGUAAAGGGUCGUUUGUUGGUUAUGGGGUUUUUAAGGAGGUUUUUGGAUUGGAAAGUUGUGAACUUGGGGAGAAAAUGAGAAGGGGUUUUAGAGUUAGGCCUAAUGUGCAUAGUUUUAAUGAAUUAAUGGUGGGGUUUUAUAGAAAUGGUGAAGUGGAGAUGGUUGAGGAGAUUUGGAGUGAAAUGGAGAGAUUUGGCUGCGUUGCAAAUGGGUUUAGCUAUGGUGUUUUAAUGGCUGUUUUUUGUGAGGGAGGGAGGUUAAGUGAAGCAGAGAGGUUAUGGGACGAAAUGAGAGUGAAAGGAAUAAUGCCUGAUGUUGUUGCUUAUAAUACUAUCAUUGGUGGGUUUUGUAAGGCUGGAGAGGUUGAGAAAGCUGAGGGUCUUUUUAGGGAAAUGGGAUUGAGUGGAAUCGAGAGUAGUUGUGUUACUUUUGAGCAUCUUAUUGAGGGGUAUUGUAGAAUUGGGGAUGUUAAUUCGGCUAUUCUUGUGUAUAAGGAUAUGCGUAGGAGAGACUUUAGGCUUGAAGCUUUGACAAUGGAGGUGUUGAUUGGAGGGCUUUGUGAGCAGAAAAGAGUUUUUGAAGCUUUGAAGAUUAUGAGGAGUGCAAUGAGAGAUGUUAGUUUUCAUCCGAAUGGGAAGAGUUAUGAAUUAUUGAUUAACGGAUUGUGUGAGGAUGGGAAAAUGGAAGAAGCAUUGAAGCUUCAAUCAGAGAUGGUGGGGAAAGGGUUUGACCCAAAUUCAGCAAUUUAUGGUGCUUUUAUUGAAGGGUAUGUGAAAUUGGGAAAUGAGGAAAUGGCAGCUAUGUUGAGGAAGGAAAUGUCUGUAGCUCAAAAGCAGCAGCAAGAGGAUAAUGUUACCGAUUGAUUAGUUGCGAGCCUUCCCCUUGGUUUUUGUGUUCACCUUCAAAAGCUUGAGAAAUGUGGUGUUCGGAUCCUUGAAAGCUUUUAGCACUGUGAAUGCGCUGCCUCCCUUCCCCCAUCGAAUAAAAUGUCGUCUUGUAGGAAUUGAGUGUUUUUUCUGAUGAUGGGAGUAAGACAGUUAAAAUGGCAUCAAGAUGAGCAGAUUAUGGUGUGCUGCAACCUAGGAAAUCCAUUAGUUCUGCACCUAGUUAAAGCAAUUACUGGAUAAAGAAAGAACAACCGAGGGUUUGUCUAUCUACUUGGUGACUUCUUUCUGUUGAUGCAACGUCCCCUGUCCAUUUGUGAUGGAUAUGAACUACCAGAAAGUGGCACUUGAGAAUUGAUAGGAUGUAUUUUAUGCUGGCUGUAAAGAUUAUCAAUCCAUAUCCUUCAGCGGCCUGAAUCAUUUUGCUGGAGAUGUGAGUGAAAAAUCACAAAGACGGGAGUAACCAAAGAUUGAAAAGAGAUGAAGCCACAGACAGAAACCAAGACAAGAAAGCCAUGGCAGCCGAUAUUUGAUACCUGCUGCAAAACUUUGGAGGGCAAUAGGAUCCAUCAGAGUGGAGCAGGAGAUCCACGACACUAGCUGUUGAGCAUGCUGCAGCUAAUGUUAGAGUUGAUAAGACCUGCCGUGUAUCAUGAUGGAAUUUGUCACAAGGAGUUCCAAUAAAUGCAUCAAUUAGUUUUGGACAAAUCGCAGAUGGAACAUACCCAAUCUCCAAGGACAAUAAUCAGAAGUAUUCCCGGUUGUCGAACAGGACAUUUGACCAGAACAGAGUAUCCAUCAACUAUUGCCAGUGUGAAACUCCAUGGAAUAGUCAAACCCAUGAUUGUAACCAAGUAGCUGAAAAACAAGCAUGCUAAAAAAUUGAAAACAUUGAAGCAGUGUUUGCUAAAAGCAGAAAAAACCAUGUAGGGCCUCUGAUGAUUCAAUAUGCUGAUCAAAUGGAAUUGUUGCAAGUAAAA